Molecule: messenger RNA, 1835 nt
Organism: Trichoderma asperellum CBS 433.97
Lineage: Eukaryota; Fungi; Ascomycota; Sordariomycetes; Hypocreales; Hypocreaceae
Biological process (GO): mannose trimming involved in glycoprotein ERAD pathway; carbohydrate metabolic process
Cellular component (GO): endoplasmic reticulum; membrane
Molecular function (GO): calcium ion binding; mannosyl-oligosaccharide 1,2-alpha-mannosidase activity
Source: RefSeq, a predicted model, not a curated record
GAAAUGAUUAAAUUGCAGAGCUUUCCCGCCUCCCGAGCUGGAAUCGGCAACCCGGUUUUCUGCUGAGCUUGGGCCUCUUCUCUCCCAUCCUGCUGGCUGUACUAUCCAAACGGCGCGAAUUUAGACACCAUGAGAUUCAUUAGUGGCUCCGUUGUUGCCCUUGGGCUCAUUGCCCCUGUGUUGGCAUAUCCACGCCCGAUCGGUGGAAAGCGCGGUUCACCCAAUCCUACAAGGGCGGCAGCAGUCAAGGCUGCAUUCCAAACGUCGUGGAACGCAUACCACCAAUAUGCUUUCCCCCAUGACGAUCUUCAUCCGGUCAGCAAUACCUAUGAUGAUGAGAGAAAUGGUUGGGGCUCAUCGGCCGUUGAUGGCCUGGACACGGCAAUUCUUAUGGGAGACGCCGACAUAGUCAACACGAUCCUCAAGCGUAUACCGCAAAUAAACUUUACCACUACUGCGGUUGCCAAUCAAGGUAUCUCUGUGUUUGAGACCAACAUCCGAUACAUUGGUGGCAUGUUGGCUAGCUAUGAUCUGCUGAAAGGACCAUUCAGUCAUCUGGUGAGAGACCAGACGUUGGUAAAGAACCUGUUGACUCAGGCGGAAUCGCUCGCGAACGGUCUCAAGGUUUCGUUUAAUACUACAAGCGGUGUGCCGGACCCAACCGUUUACUUUAACCCCACUUACAGGAACAGUGGUACGGGAAGUAACAAUGUUGCCGAGAUUGGAACACUGGUACUUGAGUGGACGCAUCUCAGCGAUCUCACUGGCAAUCCUCUGUAUGGACAGCUUGCCCAAAAGGGUGAAUCAUAUCUCCUAAACCCAACAGGAAGCCCAGAAGCAUGGCCGGGUCUUGUAGGAACAUAUGUCAGCACAAGCAAUGGCCAAUUCCAGGAUAGCGAUGGCAGCUGGUCCGCUCUCUCGGACAGCUUCUACGAGUAUCUGAUUAAGAUGUACUUGUAUGAUCCUGACACGUUUGGAGAGUACAAAGAUCGCUGGGUUCUUGCGGCCGAUUCGACUAUUGCGCAUCUUGCCUCUCACCCCACCUCGCGUCAUGAUCUGACUUUCUUAUCGCAAUAUUCUGGACAAACUACGUCGCCACAAUCAGGACAUUUGGCUAGUUUUGCUGGUGGCAACUUCAUUUUGGGAGGUAUCCUCCUAGGCGAGCAGAAGUACAUCGACUUUGGCAUCGAACUCACUAAUUCGUAUUUUGACACCUACAACCAGACUGCUUCUGGAAUCGGCCCCGAAGGUUUCCAAUGGGUGGAUAGCGCAAACAGCAGCAGCAGCCAGCCUCCCUCCUCUGUCGCAGGGUUCUACUCAAAGGCAGGAUUCUGGGUAACGGCUCCGUAUUACAUCUUGAGACCAGAAACCUUGGAGAGCAUCUACUACUCGUACCGAAUCACGGGCGACUCUAAAUACCAGGAUAUGGCAUGGGAAGCCAUCAGUUCCAUCCUCAGCAAAUGCCGCGCCGGCAGUGCAUACUCGUCUAUCAACGACGUGACGCAGGCCAAUGGCGGAGGAGCCUCUGACGAUAUGGAAAGCUUCUGGUUUGCCGAGGUCCUUAAAUACGCGUACUUGAUUUUUGCUGAAGAGUCGGACGUCCAGCUGAAGCCAAGCGGCAACAAAUUUGUAUUCAACACAGAGGCACACCCCUUCAGAAUCCGCCACUAAAUGGGUGAGUGGGGGUAUUUUACAUGAACCAUGAACCAUGCAUAAGAGUGCUUUGGAUAUGUGAAUAUAAUAUUAAACAUGAGCCGCUAGAAAUAGACUAUUCAUGAAAUUCAUGGUAUUUAUGAUCUAUAUAAUGAGUUGCACUUGAAAGGGGUAAAUAAGGA